AUGGCCAACAUACACACAAGAGCAAUUAGCACACGGGAUGCGAUAAAUUACAUUCGUUUGUUACUCUUGAAGAAGAGACUUGAUCUCCAGGAGAAACUCCAAUCACUUCUCCGUCCUACGAACCAAGGAAAUUUGACCACGAGAGUUGUCAACCAAUCGAAGAGGAAUCUCUCACCUGCGGAAAUCACCCUCCUAUCCAAGGGAAUAGAAUUUAAUCAUGCGGAUGCCACACCUACCGACUUCCUAGUUGGGCUUGAGUCUAUUCUACUGGCCUCCAACAUUCCGGAAGACAUGAGCGCGAACCUACGAAGCUGCGCCACCGGUAUUCUCCGGCAAAAAGGAUACCAACAAAAUCUACCGGCCGAAGAAGAGCAAGCAUUACGAUCAUUGAAGUCGGAUCACAGUAUUGUCGUUGUUCCCGCUGACAAGGGUGACGCUACUGUCAUCAUGGACAAAGUUGAAUACGUUAACAAGGCGAAUGAAAUCUUCAGUGACAUGGAGGCCUAUACCCUUCUUGCUGAAGAUCCGACUAAAAAGCAAGCCGCUGCCAUCAAAAAGAAGGUUAAUGAGCUCGCUCGUUUGAAAGUUAUCAGUCCAGAUGACUCCUAG
This is a messenger RNA of Spirometra erinaceieuropaei, 609 nucleotides long. Lineage: Eukaryota; Metazoa; Platyhelminthes; Cestoda; Diphyllobothriidea; Diphyllobothriidae. The record is from the annotation of a GenBank genome assembly.